Molecule: messenger RNA, 1437 nt
Organism: Lachancea nothofagi CBS 11611
Lineage: Eukaryota; Fungi; Ascomycota; Saccharomycetes; Saccharomycetales; Saccharomycetaceae
Source: the annotation of a GenBank genome assembly
AUGUCAAGUCAUGAGAUGUUUCAAAAACAUGAUCACAACUCACAGCAGCUUGAUCAUCAUUCUCAGCCAAGUUCUGGCUAUAGGGCUCAAGUCACACGAAACUCGACGAGUGCUGAAGUAAGAGGUGAGCGUGUGCGGUUGCGAGCCUCCCAGCAUCCAUUGAAGGAAGAUGUGCAGGAGAUCGAGGAACUGGAACUACCGGAGGGCGGACUCCAGGCGUGGCUGGUUGUAUUCGGAUCUUUUAUGGGAUUGAUCCCCGUUUUUGGUAUUAUAAAUUCACUGGGAGCUAUCGAGUCCUAUAUUUCUAAAAACCAAUUAGUCAAUGAAUCGUCGUCGAUUGUUUCUUGGAUUUUCUCUAUCUAUCUUUCCAUGACAUUUUUAAGCUGUAUCUUCGCUGGAGGUUAUUUUGAUAGAAAUGGGGCGCGCGCCCCUUUAAUUGUGGGAACGAUAAUGUUCUCGGCGGCGAUUGUCGCAACUGCCAGUUGUAAAACAGUUUGGCAAUUUAUUUUGGCAUUUUCUAUACUGGGAGGGCUUGCUUCGGGAAUCUUGAUGACCCCUUUAGUAGGCUGCGUUGCCACAUGGUUUGUCAAGAAGCGGGCACUUGCUACGAGUGUUGCCACAACUGGUGGGUCACUCGGUGGUGUUGUGUUUCCUCUGAUGCUGAGAAGCCUUUACGAUAAGGUGGAGUUCGAUUGGGCUUUGCGAAUCCUGGCACUCCUGUGCUUUGUUUGUCUUUCGUGUUCAAUUGCGCUUGCGUCCGAGCGGGAAAAACCGGUAGUCGAGCCAUUCAAAUCUAAGAAAGAAGCAUUCAAGUGGUACUUGAGCUCAGCGUUGAAUUGGCAGUACUUCCUGGAUUGGAAAUUUUUAUUUGCAGCUUUGGGCAUGGGAUUCGCUGAAAAUUCAUUGACAGCUUCCUCCACUUACCUCGCGUCUUAUUCUCUAGCGCAAGGAAAUUCUGAAAAAAUCUCAUAUGCUCUAAUUGCGAGCACUAAUGCCAUUGGAAUCUUAGGACGCUAUGUUUCUGGCCAAGUGGCUGACAGGUACACUGGAAGGUUCAAUAUGGUCAUAGUCACAGUUUCCUUGGCAGCGCUUUUUAACUUGGCAAUGUGGCUACCAUUUGGGGGCAACGUGAAAGUUCUAUGGGCAUAUUCCGUCCUCUACGGCUUUGCUUCGGGUUCUAUUCUUUCUUUAGGUCCUGUUUGCAUUGGUCAAAUUUCCAGAACAACGGACUUUGGAAAGCGCUUUUCCACUGCUUACCUGCUAGAGGCCAUAAUGACUGUUCCAGUAAUCCCUGUGGGAGGUGCAAUUAUUGGAUCGGGCUCAAUUGCAGGUUACAACAAGUUCAUCAUCUAUUCUUCAGUAAUGAUGAUCGCGGGAUCUGUAUUUUUCACCACUUCACGCAACAUUUGCAUGGGAUUCAACACUCGCAAAUUUUGA